This is a messenger RNA of Dendronephthya gigantea, 2824 nucleotides long. RefSeq names its product exosome complex component RRP42-like. Lineage: Eukaryota; Metazoa; Cnidaria; Anthozoa; Malacalcyonacea; Nephtheidae. Gene Ontology annotation, biological process: nuclear mRNA surveillance; U5 snRNA 3'-end processing; nuclear polyadenylation-dependent rRNA catabolic process. Bases 1602 to 2504 code for a protein of 300 amino acids. The record is from RefSeq and is a predicted model, not a curated record. Gene Ontology annotation, molecular function: ubiquitin-protein transferase activity; zinc ion binding. Gene Ontology annotation, cellular component: nuclear exosome (RNase complex); cytoplasmic exosome (RNase complex); chromatin. The transcript is spliced from 10 exons.
UACAAUUAGCAACGCUGUUCUAUAGACAGCCAACACAGAUUUUGCCAAACAAUUCUCGAUAUUGGUAUGAAUCGAAGUGUAUUUGUUUGAUGUUUUUUGCUAUCAAACUGCUGCGCAUAUAUGUGGGUUAGAAGUCACUGUAUAUAGUUGUUCUACAAUCUUAUGGCCGCUUCUUUAACCAGCUCUCGUUCGAUCGUCGGGAUUCACAAUCUUCUCGUGUGUGAUAUUUGUAAAAAGACUAUCAGCGAGCCGAAAAAGUUGUCUUGCUCUCAUUCAUUCUGCAAGGCCUGUGUCGAGAACCUGACGACACAAGACGAGGGAAUUGUCGAUGGCGAAUGCAAGAAGUUAGUCUGCCCGACCUGCAAGACCACAACCACAUUGAAACCAAACGAAACAGUCUCCGUAUUGCCAGAUAAUGAAUGUAUUGCUAAGCUGUUAACAGCUGUCGAUUCUAAUAGUAGUGAAGAGGCUUUUCCUUUGGUUUGCUCUUUUUGCGGUAAGGGAUUCGUUCUAACAAUUUGUGUUGAAUGCAGCAUGCUUUUCUGCCAUGAAUGUCAUAUGACACACGAACGAUGGCCGGCUAACAAAGGCCAUAAUUUGCUGUCUCUGAGUAACAUCAUAAACCGUGACGAUCAAAAGCAAAUAGUCGUCGACACGUUACGCUGCACCCCCCACGAGACCGCAAUUCCGGAAUUUUAUUGCGAAACGUGCAAGGAACUGAUUUGCAUAAAAUGCUUAGCGUCCAUUCACACGAAACCAGGUCAUAACUGCAUCGCGAUUCAUGAAAUCCAUCGCAAACAAAGGGACGCUGUGGAGUUAAAAUACGCCAAUAUUAACGCAAUGUUUCAAGAAGGAAAUGAGGCAUUAGAAAGUGUGAAAAACAACAAGGCAAAUUACGAAAAAACCGCGGAAGAUAUCAAAUUAAAACACAUCGCUCAGAAAGAUAAAGUAAUGAAAGAUGUUGAAGAUCGUAUGAACAAAAUUUUGGAGGAGAAAAUUCAAGAAGUUGACAAAGUCUACGAUCCCGCGUGUCAAAGCCUUUUCACUCAGAGUGAAAAGAUAUCAAAUUACCUGGAAAAAGUUGAAAAAUCGCUUCAGCGUACAAGGGAUGUGUUGGAAAAUUCGAAGCUUGAGGAAUUGUUGACAGCCCACAAAGUUAUCGAUGAAGAUAUUCAAAUGCUGCAAAAUGAGAAGCCAUCAAAUUUAAAAACGUUUGCAAAUCCAGAAUCCUGUAUGGAAAAACUUUGUUUUUAUAAUAUGUUCAAGAAAUUGGCAGAGGAUAAUUGUCCUCCUCCGCCUGAUCCAGUGACAUUGAUACCAGAUAGCGUGAUUUUGAAAGGUGAAGACAAGCUUAUAAAAGAUUUGAUUAGCUUCCUUAACAAUAGAGAAUCAAAAUUGAAGCUUUGCUACAGAGCAUCGCUCCAUGGUUGGCAGAGCCAGAAGUUUCAUCAGUUGUGUGAUGGUAAAAGAGGAACAGUAGUUUUGGUGAAAGUUGGAAACUGGAUCUUUGGAGGAUACACUGAUCAAACUUGGGAAGUCUCAAAAACCAAGUUAACUUUGCUUGGGUUGGCUGUGCCCAUGCGAAGGUGCUAAAAUUCAAAAUGGCCAGUGUUGUCUUGUCGAAAGAUGAAAAAUUGUUCAUAAAGAACGGGGUUUUUGACGACUUUCGCUUGGAUGGCAGAGCAAGAAGAGAUUACAGAUAUUUUGAAAUAGAAACGGGGAUUGUGUCUAAUACAAGUGGAUCGGCAAGGCUGAGACUAUCCAAAACAGACAUUCUUGUUGGUGUGAAAGCUGAAAUUGGAGAACCUGCCUUUGGACAUCCUGAUUGUGGAAGAAUUGAAUUUUUUGUUAACUGUUCUGCCCACGCUUCACCGAAAUUUGAAGGUCGAGGUGGCGAGGAGUUGUCAUCAGAACUGAGCAGAAUAUUAGACAGAGCUUGCAGCAAUAAAUCAGCGUUAGACCUCAAAUCAUUGUCAAUAACAUCAGGACAGCAAUGCUGGGUUUUAUAUGUUGAUGCUUUGGUGUUGGAAUGUGGUGGUAACCUUUAUGAUGCUUUGUCAAUAGCUGUCAAGGCUGCACUACAUGACACAAGAAUCCCCAAUGUGACCGUCAAUAUUGAGGAUGGUGAGGUUGAACUUGAGUUCUCGGAUGAUCCGUUUGAUUGCAGUCGACUUGAUAUAAAAAAUAUUCCAUUAUAUGUCACUUUGAAUAAGAUCGAGAGUGUUUUUGUGGUUGACGCUAGUAUGGAGGAGGAAUUCUGCUGUGAUGGUCAGCUGUUGGUGGCAGUGAAUGGUGAUAGAAAUAUCUGUGGUAUUCAAAGGCUUGGUUAUAGUGCAGUUGAACCUGAGUUGAUGGCAGAAAUGUUAGAGGUAGCUGUAGACAUUGGCAGUUCAUUGAACAAGCGACUUUUGCAAGCUCUCGAGAUCGAGGAGAAGAAUUCUUCGACGGAGAAAGUUGGAUUUGUCCCUACGGUGGAGUACACCAGCGAGAUCGUAGGGGAAUGAAAAAAUGGCAGAGAGUGGAAUAUGGAUCGUGAAUGACUGGAAAGAAAUCUCAGUUACUUGUCACUUGCUCUCAUACCCCACAAAGGAAGUAGUUGAUCACCAAUAACUGCGUGGGCAGGUAUUCUUCACGAGACUUCAGCAACGCCUGUCGAUAGUUGGCCAUAAAUUGAUCUUGCUGAAGCUGUUGCAUAACAACUAAUGUCGUCAAAACUGAAAAUUUUUUGACUAAAAAGCUUUGCUAUGUCAAAUCAUCAAUCUAUAGACUAUAUACUUGUUUCUUUUUUGACAAGCCCGUUUCCUUCUGGCUGAAUAGUACUAAA